GGGCUUAUCAGUGGCUAUAGGGCGCCUCCUAAUUAUUAUUAUCUCUGCUUAAUUGUAUACAAUUUGCAGGUGUCCUAAUACCGUUUGGCCACUUUUAAUUUGCUCUAAAAGCUUGUGGCACUGCAAGAUGGUAUUGGGGUAAAAACGGUACAGUACAUCAUGAAAGUGCUGCAGGGGCAGGACGCACCGUAGUGGAUUUGCUGGUUGGUGGCCGUUUUGAGUCACAGGUGAUCGAGGAGCAGUUUAUCUCCAUGUUCAACGCAGAUUAGUGUUUCACAAUAUCUGCAAACAUGAGCGCUCCACCGAGCCCCUCUCCAACGCGAUGGUUCAAAGCAUUGAAACGGACCAAGUCUGGGGAGUCAUGUAUGAAGACUUGCCCUGUUCUGUGUGCGGAGCUGCUGAAUCGGGCCAGAGCGGCCCAUCGGGCCGGCCGUGCCAUGAAGGAGAGCUUCCGACAUGCUCAGCUUGAAGCUGUGGUCCGCAUGAUGCAGGAUCACGAGUGUGACUUUGUGGAUGCACUAGGCAAAGAUCUUCACAAGCACCGAUUUGAGACUGUGAUGUUAGAGCUGAUCAUGGUGAAGAAUGAGGCUCUUUAUGCAGCCAGUAACUUGAAGAGGUGGAUGGAACCACAACACAUGGAUCGUACACUGGCCACCUCACUGGAUGAGGGCCUGGUGGUGAGCGAGCCCCUUGGAGUGGUUCUGGUUGUGGGAGCAUGGAGCAGCCCGGUUCAGCACUGCCUGGUACCACUAGUUGGGGCCAUUGCUGCAGGGAACUGUGUUAUCAUCAACCCCUCGGAAAUUAGUUCUCACACAGCGGCCCUUCUACUUAGACUCCUUCCUUCCUACCUCGAUAAUGAAUGUUACCAUGUGCUCCUGGCCGGGACCAAUGACCUACUGGAAAUUAUAGACCUAAAAUUUGAUCACAUCUUCUUUACUGGCAAUGGGACCCUUGGGAGUAAGGUUGCGCAAGUUGCUGCACGGUCGCUGACCCCGGUCACACUGGUUCUGGGUGGUAAGAACCCAUGCUAUGUGGACCGGCAGUGUGACAUUGGCACGACGGCCAAGCGCAUCGCCUGGGCUCGCUUCCAGAACGCCGGACAGACCAUGGUGGCUCCUGACUACGUGCUGUGCCAUGCAGACGUGCGUGACCAGCUGGUGCAGGCCCUGCGCUCCUCCCUCAACCAGUUCUAUGGGUCGGACCCACGUGAGUCUUGCAGCUUUGGGCGCCUGGUCAACGUGGAGACCGUCAAACGAGUGAAAGACCUACUCUGGAAGUCUGGGAAAGUGGCCAUUGGGGGACAAGUGAAUGAGGCUGAGAAGUACGUGGCACCCACGGUUCUGACUGAGGUGGUGGAGACAGACCCCAUCAUGCAGCAUGAGGUCUUUGGCCCAGUUCUCCCCAUCCAGACUGUCAACAGUUUGGAUGAGGCCAUUUCUCUUAUUGGGCAGCAGGAGAAACCCCUCUGUGUCUACGUCUACUCCAGCAACAGCAAGGUCGUCUCCCGGAUGAUGAGAGAAACCUCCAGUGGCACCUUCUGUGCCAAUGACUGUGUGUUGCAAAGCUUGAUGCCCAUGCUUCCCUUUGGAGGAGUAGGUUCCAGUGGAAUGGGCUCCUACCACGGCCGCCACAGCUUCGACACUUUCUCCCAUAGGAAGUCCUGCCUUCUCCGGGGUACACGCAUUGAGUGUGUCACCUAUUUGCGCUACCCACCCUAUGACGACCGCAACCUGUCUCUGAUGACAUGGGCCAGUAGCCUGUCACAAAAGGGCCAGGGCUGGUGCCAGAUUCUGUGAGGCUGUGGAAUGCUGCAGAAUGUGAAUCGAAAAGAAGCUCUCAGCUUGUUCUGAAAUCUGGUUGUUCAGGGGGUUUUGCAUGUGUGGUGGGGGGGCUUAACCUGAUCUGGAGUAUUCAACAUUGUAUGCAAAGACCUUACACAAUAAAAAGGACAAAUGUUUAUCAUUGCA
Messenger RNA from Brienomyrus brachyistius, 1967 nucleotides. It is a transcript of the gene aldh3b4, whose product is annotated as aldehyde dehydrogenase 3 family, member B2. Gene Ontology annotation, molecular function: aldehyde dehydrogenase (NAD+) activity. Bases 291 to 1796 code for a protein of 501 amino acids. Lineage: Eukaryota; Metazoa; Chordata; Actinopteri; Osteoglossiformes; Mormyridae. Gene Ontology annotation, cellular component: cytoplasm. Gene Ontology annotation, biological process: aldehyde metabolic process. The record is from RefSeq and is a predicted model, not a curated record. The transcript has 11 exons.